UUUCCCUCCUCUUCUUUUGCAGGAAUAGAAUAAACGGACAUAGUUUCCGGCUUUCAAACGGAAACCGGAAGACAGUCGGGAAUUCUCUUUUCUGCUUUUGCCUUUUCUGCCCGAUCUCUCUCCGGCUUCCCGCAGGCAAAGCGGGAUUAUUGGGGUGCUGGUCGCUUAGCUUUUUCUCGUGGCCUCUCGCAAGAAAAGACGGCCUGCCUGCGCCCGCUUCACUCGACAGAUACUGAUGCAGAAUCCUCAGAGCCAACCCUGUGAGAUGUUUCAUUUGAAUCAGAGGUGGAAGAGCCAAUAGCAGAUACAAAGAGGAGUUCAUGAGCCCCACAAAAGAUGGAGACAUUUAGAGACAAGACUGUAGAUGAGCUGAAGGAGUUGCAGGAGAAUUUGGAGGAGAUUGCCCGCUUGGCAUUAGAGUCCAAUGAGAUCCAGGAUAUACAGCUGGAAAGGGAGAUGGCUCUGGCCACAAAUCGUAGCCUGGCAGAGCGGAACUUGAAAUUCCAAGAACCCCUAGAAACGGGACGUGCAAACCUCUCUGACAAAUACCGGAUUCUGCAAGAGCUGGUGGAGCAGUGCCAGGAACAGAAGGCAAAACUGGAGAAAUUCUCAGCAGCAAUGAAGCCUGAUACGUUGUUAAAUCUUCUGCAAGUAGAAGGACAAAAAAUCGAAGAAGAAUCUGAGAUAAUGGCCGAAAAGUUCCUAGAGGGUGAAGUGCCUCUGGAGACAUUUCUUGAGCAGUUUUCCUCCAUGAGGAAGUUGUCCCACCUAAGGCGGGUGAAAGUGGAGAAACUUCAGGAAGUGCUGAGAAAACGUCAGUCUUCACAAGAGUCAGCAAACAGCACUGAUUUCAACCACCAGCAUCCUUCCGACAUACCUCCUGGGCCUGUAACCCAGCAGCCACAGCAUAGCUCAGCUGGGGCACCUCCCUUUCCUUUACCUUACAGUCCCUCCCCUUGCAUGCCUGCUGGCCCUUCAACUUAUGGAGCUCUCCAACCAGCUCCCUUUGGAGGAGCACCUGUUUUGGUAGGACAUGUUGCUUCCGCUCAACCAAGUUUCCAAUCUCAGUUUCCGUAUAAAUCACCCUCAGUUCCUGGUUCGGUACCCCAGUCUCAAGCAGGAGAUGCAUCUUCAUCUCCUGGGUACUCUUGGUCUCCAUCUAGAGCACCUCCUUCUGGACCAGGAUACCCACACCAGUCUCCCAGGGCUGCUGCUACAGGGCCAGGCUUCCCCCAGCCUCCGCAGCCUCCAUAUUUUCCACCAGGGGGGAGGCCACUGUGCCCAUAUCCUACACAGCCUCCAGUGCCUAGCUUACCUGUUGCCCCCCAGCCUCCAUAUCCCACAGGCCCAACCCUGUCCUUUGGAUAUCCUCCACCACCACUGCCUCCUCGAGGCCCUUCUUGGUCAGGAUACUAGUCAGGAUUUCCACACAGUAUUCUUUUUCACAGUAGCCUGAGAAAUCAGUUCUUGCUAGCUAAUGAGGUCCAAGCUGCAUACUUGGGAGCAUGAUCCUGAGGAACAUGCUUGCGUGAGCAUUAUAUUGAUGUAUGCUUGGUGUAAUGCUGUAAGAAUCGAGGAGUCCCUCUCUUGGGAGCUGUCCGUCCAUAAGCAUCAGCAGGCAUUGACUGCUGGCAGCCUUAAUGGACAGUGGUUCUGACCAAGAAGGCAGUUCAAGCCAUAGUUUAAAACACAGACUGAGACCAGACUCUCAGUUCCAAUUAAGCUGCUUGAGACAUAUUGAUUGAGAGCAGCUUGGAUCUGGUCCUCUGUGUGUGUGUACAACUGCGUGUGUGUAGUUUUCUACUUCAGUAUGCUAAGAUAGAAUAUAUAGCUACAUAUCCACACCCACACACACACACCCACAAAAGAAUUCUAUACAGUUAUAUUUACACAGAAGCCCUGGCAGGGAGAAAUCUGUCAGGCCUUCCUGAUGUAAAAAAUGUGCUUUCCCGGGAAGGAAGGAAAUACAAGAUUGACACAAGAGAAUAUUAGAAAUUAAACUGAGAGCAUAGCCCACUCUUGCCAUGCUUCAGAAGAGGUAUAUAAGCAAAUGCAACAGAGGAACAAACCCUGCAUUACCUGUUCCAUUUCAAUCAAGCAUCUGUCAAUUUCUCCCAUGUUGGUCAUUCCCAUACAACCAGGGGAGAGCGCAUAUUUUUCUCUGAGGGCUCUUUUUUCAUGGCAGACCUUCCGGGGCCACCACCCACCAGGGCCGGUGGGGCCAGAGGUAGCCCAUGCCCUUUCACAUACACAAUUCUUUGAAUCCUUUCCCAUCUGCUGCGUUUCUCUCUUCCCUCCCUCCCCUCCCAGCACAGGCUAGUAAAUAAAGCUCCCAUGGGCACCAAUAGGAGCUAUGUAGGGACGCAUUAGGGGAGGCACAAUGCAUGGGCAAGGUUAGCUCUUUCCGCCCCAGCUGUGCAGCGCAAUUCACCCCAACCCACCCCUUUUUAAAAUUGUAAUGGCUGUGUAUGUGUGUGUGGGGGGCAGUUUUGUAGGGGUUCAUAGUGCAGGGAAGGUUAGCCUGCCCUUCCCCAGCAGAAACCCCACAUCUCUGCCCCCAUAUGACGAUUGAACUUUUAGAGCAUAGUUCCAUGCAUGUUUUUCUAUGCAUAGGGGUCUGUCCUUAAAAGUGGAAUUGCUGUACCGAGGUGGGUGAGAGGAGGGACUGCAUGGGAAGCCUCCACAGGCCACGGCUUCCCCAUCUCUGCCAUGGAGGUUACCUGUCUUGCUUUUCCUCCCGUCCAGUGUGCUUUCACCAUCGCUAGCUUUACCACGGCUAAUUUUAUCUAUAUUCUCCCCUUUGAACAGACACAAUAGUUGUGUUAGGUAUGUGGAAGAUGUGAACUAGGGGGUCUGGAACUGUCUGAAGGUGAGGCAGCAGGGCUGACAAGCCACAUCACAACAUUUAUAGGCUUGGAAGCAAUGGACAAAAUGCUUCUGCACCUGUAACUACCACUCAGUGUGGAAUACUUCACUGAAGCUGAUGGGCGUUUGCUGCAAACAUAUCCAGUUACUUUUCUCUAAAAGCCUCUGAGUGUGACAGAGGACAUUCAUGAUGCCUUCGUUUACAAUCCCACUUUCUUCUGUUGACAAGAAACACUGGCUACCAACUGGGACAACAGAGAGGAACUAAUGGAAAUGGCUUUGCUCAGCACUUUAUCCUAUUGCUUGCCCAUGAUUUAUUUAAAAUACACUACUAAUAGAACAACUGCUUAUUAAAUUUGAUGGGAGCAAUUCCGUAUCUGUAAUUAUGGUAAUAAAACUUGAUAAAUUGCA
Varanus komodoensis (Komodo dragon) is the source of this 3276-nucleotide messenger RNA. RefSeq names its product VPS37C subunit of ESCRT-I (gene VPS37C). NCBI's taxonomy places the organism in Eukaryota, Metazoa, Chordata, Lepidosauria, Squamata, Varanidae. Gene Ontology annotation, biological process: protein targeting to membrane; ubiquitin-dependent protein catabolic process via the multivesicular body sorting pathway; protein targeting to vacuole. The transcript has 6 exons. Bases 337 to 1416 code for a protein of 359 amino acids. The record is from RefSeq and is a predicted model, not a curated record. Gene Ontology annotation, cellular component: ESCRT I complex.